Nelumbo nucifera (sacred lotus) is the source of this 2996-nucleotide messenger RNA. It is a transcript of the gene DIN10, whose product is annotated as Raffinose synthase family protein. The record is from RefSeq and is a predicted model, not a curated record. NCBI's taxonomy places the organism in Eukaryota, Viridiplantae, Streptophyta, Magnoliopsida, Proteales, Nelumbonaceae.
AGAGAGAGAGUGGAGAGGGAGAAACGAUGGGAAGCCUGGCUUACAGUUUCAGAUCUUUCGAUAUAAAUUCGACCCCUCGGAUCCAGUUUCGAGCAUUCAAUCCGUCAUUCGUGUAUCCUCUCUGUUUGUCAAAGCUACCGAGAAAGCUCUGUCUUUCUGAUAUUUUAGAAAUCGUGUUCUGCCAUUGCAAGCAAGCAAGCAUUGGUACAGGGAAGUGGGUUAGAACCGCUCUUCGUUGAGAAGGACGAAACACAAGAGGAAAAGGAAAAGCACAAGGAAGAGAUGACGAUCACGCCGGCGGUUAGGAUUGCCGACCGUAAACUAGUUAUCAAGGAUCGCACGAUCCUUUCCGGGGUACCGGACAAUGUCAUAUCAACGUCCGCUUCUACUUCCGGCCCUGUUGAAGGUGUCUUCAUCGGCGCCGAGUUCCCGGAAAGCAACAGUCGUCAUAUUGUAUCUCUUGGUACUCUCAGAGAUGUUCGAUUUCUGGCGUGUUUCCGGUUCAAGCUAUGGUGGAUGGCCCAGAAGAUGGGGGAUCAAGGGCGAGAUGUUCCUCUCGAGACACAGUUCCUGCUGGUUGAAACAAAAGAAGGAUCCCACCUAGAAUCGAACGAUGAAAGUGAACAUAACCAAAUAGUUUACACCAUCUUCCUCCCUCUGAUCGAAGGCCCCUUCAGAGCUUGUCUCCAAGGCAACUUCCAGGAUGAGCUCGAACUCUGCCUCGAAAGUGGCGAUGUUGACACGAAAGCCUCCUCAUUCACGCACUCCCUCUUCGUCAGCGCCGGUACCGAUCCCUUCGCCACCAUCACGGACGCAAUUAGAGCCGUGAAGUUUCAUCUGAAAACCUUCCGUCAGCGUCACGAAAAGAAACUCCCCGGGAUCUUGGACCACUUCGGGUGGUGCACGUGGGACGCGUUUUACCAAGAAGUAACCCAGGAAGGUGUCGAGGCCGGACUCCAGAGUCUCGCCGCCGGUGGAACUCCUCCAAAGUUCGUGAUCAUCGAUGACGGGUGGCAAUCCGUCGGAGGGGACCAACAACAAGAGGAUCUGGAAAACAAGGAGGAGGAGAAACUGCCACCGUUGCUUAGGUUGACAGGGAUCAAGGAAAACUCCAAGUUUCAGAAAAAGGAUGAUCCGACGGUGGGAAUUAAGAGCAUCGUGAACAUUGCAAAGGAGAAGCACGGUCUGAAGUAUGUGUACGUGUGGCACGCGAUCACCGGCUACUGGGGUGGGGUCCGCCCCGGUGUGGAGGGGAUGGAGCAAUAUGGGUCGAAGAUGCAGUAUCCUAAUGUAUCGCCCGGGGUGGCCUGGAACGAACCAGGAUGGAAGACCGAUGCAUUGGCGGUUCAGGGGCUGGGUCUGGUGAACCCGAAAAAUGUCUACCGGUUUUACAAUGAAUUGCACAGCUACCUGGCCUCCGCUGGAAUCGACGGGGUGAAGGUGGACGUCCAGUGCAUUUUAGAGACGCUUGGCGCAGGUUUAGGGGGGAGGGUUGAGCUCACAAGGCAAUACCAUCAAGCCCUUGAUGCUUCCGUGUCCCGCAACUUCCCUGACAAUGGGUGCAUCGCUUGCAUGAGCCAUAAUACUGAUGCGCUGUACUGUUCCAAGCAGACGGCGGUAGUAAGGGCAUCGGACGAUUUCUACCCUCGUGAUCCGGUGUCACACACGAUACACAUUGCAUCGGUUUCGUACAACAGCGUCUUCCUCGGCGAGUUCAUGCACCCGGACUGGGACAUGUUCCACUCGCAGCAUCCAGCCGCGGAGUACCAUGGCUCUGCGAGGGCGAUCAGUGGUGGGCCCCUCUAUGUUAGUGACGCGCCGGGGAAGCACAACUUCGAGUUGCUGAAGAAGAUGGUUUUGCCGGAUGGAACGAUACUCCGGGCACGGUUACCGGGUAGACCGACCCGAGACUGUCUGUUCUCGGACCCGGCUCGUGAUGGUGUGAGCUUGCUGAAGAUAUGGAACAUGAACAAGUUCACCGGAGUGCUGGGCGUGUACAACUGCCAGGGUGCAGCAUGGAGCAGCGUAGAGAGGAAAAACAUGUUCCACCAGACCCGAUCCGAGGCCAUAACGGGUGUUCUGAGGGGCGGGGACGUCCACCUCAUCGCCGAGGCUGCCACGGAUGCCGACUGGAACGGUGACUGUGCGGUUUUCCGGCACCGGGGCGGGGAGCUUGUAACUCUGCCCCACAAUGCAGCCAUGCCCAUGACUCUCAAGGUCCUUGAGCACGACGUCUUCACGGUGUCUCCGAUCAAGGUUUUGGCCCCGGGCUUCAGCGUUGCGCCGUUGGGGCUGAUUGACAUGUACAACGCCGGUGGAGCGAUUGAGGGGUUGAGGUAUGAAAUGAAGGGUGGUGCUGCGUUGUCAGAGUUGGAGACCGGAUAUGGGGGGGAAGCCAACGGAAUUGCUGCGCAGCCGGUGGAGAACCGGAGCUCGGAACCAGUUGGGUUGGUUCAUAUGGAGGUGAAAGGAUGCGGUCGGUUGGGUGUAUACUCGUCGGCGAAGCCCAGGAGGUGCAGCGUGGGGGCGGCGACGGUGGGCUUUGAUUAUGAUGCAUGGUCUGGGCUUUUGGUAAUCAGCUUGGAUCACAUGCCGGAAGAGGGCCAGAAAUUCCACGUUAUUGAGAUUGAGUUUUAAUAAUUAACUAUAUAUUGAUGGAUGUAUUAUUAUUAUAUUAGAAAUAUUUAUUUUAUUCUGAGAUAUCCUUUUUAUUUUUGGUAGAAAUGGAAAGAGAUGUCAGAUAUCUCCAUUAUGGUGGGAUUGAUGAUGUGAAAUUACUCGGAAAAUGAAGAAAUUCUGAUUUUUUUUUUUUUUUUUGCAAAAGAAAGUGAUCUUCAUUAAGUGAUCUUAGAAAUAGUUACAUGAGAAGAUCGUCUAGAGUCAUAUUGGAUACAUAGCUGCCCUAUGCAUGAUAUGUAAGCAAAGAGAUGAGCCAGCUUAAAUGUGCUGUCUAUACAAAAUUUAUAGACAAAAAGAAAGAUCUAGCAUGUCUUGAA